Xenopus tropicalis (tropical clawed frog) is the source of this 2106-nucleotide messenger RNA. Its product is annotated as C-reactive protein. The transcript is spliced from 3 exons. Bases 300 to 1061 code for a protein of 253 amino acids. Gene Ontology annotation, cellular component: extracellular region. The record is from RefSeq and is a predicted model, not a curated record. NCBI's taxonomy places the organism in Eukaryota, Metazoa, Chordata, Amphibia, Anura, Pipidae.
UCAGCAGAAAGCAACAUUUUAUUUCCUUUUUAAAUUGUAGUUUCUGUUGUUCACCAUAAGGCAUCUUUAAAACUGACUGCAUCCAUAAAUUAAAGAUUUCUGGAAAUUGGAGUAGCUCUGUUUCCUGCUUUGGAUAUAAACUACAAAUUUACAAUUCCCAUAAAUAAGGAGCCCGGAGUAUAUAAAGGAGGAGCCUGUGUUACCGUAAGCAGAACUCUGGGAUCCCAACAAGGAUACGGCCAUUCCUUCCCUGCUCACCAUACAGGAGCCAUACUCACUAAUAUACCAGGAACACGGAGAUGCGAGUCCUGUGGCUUUUGCUAGUUGCCGGAUCCAUGGCACGAGAAGACAUGGAAAGAAAUGUCUUCCUAUUCCCCAAUCAGAAUGGCAGUGAUUAUGUGCUUCUGACCCCAAUGGUGACUGAGCCAUUAGAUAAAUUGACCGUUUGUUUGAGGAUCUAUACAAAUGACAGAAGAUAUGCCCUUUUUAAUGUGGGCACAACAAAGUCAUCAAUUGAAAUGUCUGUUGUUUUCCAGCCCAUGUCAUGUUACUCAGGAUAUCCAUACUGUUCAACCGACAUCUUCAUGAACACUACGCAGGUAUCUAUUCCUGCAAAGGCAAAUCCUCUAGACUGGAAUCACAUCUGUGUGACCUGGGACUCUGACGCUGGGGUUCUACAGCUUUGGGUUAAUGGGAAACUCUCCCCUCGCACAAUAAUGCAGGAAGCCUUUUCCGUUGAUCUUCAGAAAGGUUUUGUCCUGGGUCAGAAGCGGCAUUAUUAUGAUCAGAAGUGGGAUUCAUACGUUUCCUUUCAAGGGGAAAUAAGUGACGUCCAUAUGUGGAAUAGGGUUUUGCCUCCUGCGACCAUAGGGAAGGUUCUGCUAAAUAAAAGGUAUAUUAAUGGGAAUGUCAUUAGCUGGAGGUCUCUGAAGUACACUGUUUAUGGUAAUGUCAUUGUCCAACCCAAACUCCAGUGUAGAUAUUGCGGUAAGCUUGGCUUACACCAUCCUGGGCUGUCUCAACAAAAUAUAAAUAUAGAGGACCUAGAAAGUGAAAAAUAAAGCCCCGAAAAAAUUCACUUCUUUCAGCGAAAGUUUUUGGCGACUCCUCCUUUGGCACUCCCUUUAGCCACAAAGAUUCCGGCCUGUCAGGUCCCUAACCCAGAACAUGCCAAUAAGAUUACACUCGAAAAUGAAGAAUGAGUGCAUUAGCCACAAAAAUGCCAUUAAGAUCACUUCAGGCAAUUAAUAAUGAUCACUACAUUAAAAGAAAAUAAAAACAGAGAAUACCCCAGACUUUUCUUCUCUCCCAGUGCUUCUUGUUUUGCUCUGCCUUCUUCUGAUUAGCUGAAAAACAUAUCAAAGAUGGCUAUUUGAUCCACUGUGGAAGCCAAGCAAUCUUUCAUUACUUCCAAGGCUUUAAAACUGUUUUAGGUGGCAGGGAUAACUUAGCCUUGUUCACCUUACCCUUGAGCCGACCAUGGCACUGGUAGAUGGGUUUGGUAGUACAAUGGCUUUCCAACGAAUGAUUGGUUCAUGGGGAACUAUGAACUGUUUCUUGGAAAGAAGGACUAAUCUAGUCUCAUCCUUUGCUUGUAUUAGGGAUGAAGAGAUCCUUGGUCCAUCUUAUAUGUGUGGGUGGGGAUUCCAAUUACAGACAUCCAGCUGUUUUUAAAAUAUAACUCCCAGCAUCCCACCAAUAACUGGAAGGCUGCAUUAUGACCAUGCCUGAUGUAUGUACUUAAUAGAUCUUACAAUUCUUAUACAAUGUAAUUUGUCUUUUGAACUUUUAUCUAUGAUUUCCCCUUAAAGACCCCUUUGAUUCUGGGACCAAAUACCACAUGCCCACCCCACCCUAUCCUUAAACUAUCCGUGAUAUCAGCAUCUACCAAUUUAUAUUUUAUUCUCCCAUUGUGUGGCACAUCCCAAGGGGGUCAUAUUACCCCACACUGGCACCGCAGUUUGUGUUAUUAUAAUGUGUAUUUUAUGAUUAUCCCUUGCACCAUGUAACACUAUAUUAUAUCUGCACAAUGACAUGAUAUAUGGCCAUAUUAAGGGAAUGGUACAAUAUACUCAUUUACCAAUAAACAGCAUUAAAUGAAAGCUA